Molecule: messenger RNA, 803 nt
Organism: Caenorhabditis elegans
Lineage: Eukaryota; Metazoa; Nematoda; Chromadorea; Rhabditida; Rhabditidae
Gene: Y39G10AR.16
Exons: 4
Coding region: 53-736 (227 amino acids)
Source: RefSeq, marked reviewed
AAAUCUUUUUUUUGGCGAAAAAUCAAUUUUUUCGAAAUUUCGACUCUACACAAUGAGCUUGGAUAUGGAGCACCUCCAUGAUGCCAUGAAUUACUUGUGUCUCGCUGCUGCUGCGUCAAUUUCUGGAGCGAUCAUUGCCGUCGGAUGUACCACCGGGCACCGGGAGAAUUCACGCGGUGGUAAGGGAAAAUCGGCGAGAUCAAAGCGAUCGAAACGGUCGAAACGGGACAAGAAGCAAAAUUCGAAGAGACAACAAAACUCAAAACGACAAAAGAAGAUUAAGAGCAAUUCUGCAGCUCCGGCACCACCGGCCAAGAGUGGAGUUCCUGCAAAAUCGGCGGAGAAGGCAAAGGAAGGAUCUCAAAGAUCGGCUCGACUCAAGAAGGAGCAGAAGUCCGAGAAGAAGAAGAAGGAGGGAUCGCAGAGAUCUGCAAGAUCGAAGAAAGCGUCUAGCGAGAAGCCAGAAGUCGAGAAGAAGCCGGAAGAGCCGCCAGUCGAGGAUGAAGCGAAGACUCCACCAGAGAAGCCGAAGGUUGAGGAGCCUGCUCCGGCUCCAGCUCCGGCUCCAGCUGCUGUUGCUCCAGCUCCACCACCACCGCCAGAGCCAGCCGUCGUUCAACCGGAAAGCCAAGCGGGCGUCGAAUCGAUCUAUUUGGAUUCUGGAAAACCGUCGUACGAUGCUCAAGUGCAGAACGCUCCGUCCAAUAUUCAAUCGACUUAUCAGAAUUUGGGAUGAUCUCUGACCUUAUCUCUGACAACAUCUGAACACAUCCAAAUGCCCAAAAAUGAAUGAUUUUAUUUAU